This is a messenger RNA of Helianthus annuus (common sunflower), 3773 nucleotides long. RefSeq names its product disease resistance protein RPV1. NCBI's taxonomy places the organism in Eukaryota, Viridiplantae, Streptophyta, Magnoliopsida, Asterales, Asteraceae. Gene Ontology annotation, molecular function: ADP binding. The coding region runs from base 161 to 3694 and encodes 1177 amino acids. The record is from RefSeq and is a predicted model, not a curated record. The transcript has 5 exons. Gene Ontology annotation, biological process: signal transduction; defense response.
UGAUAUUUUCAAGGGGCUGUUGUAUAAAAUAGAAGGGAAAGUUUCCAAUGAAUAAUAUAAAAGAUGACUAUGACUUCGACGCCAGGGAGUCAACUUCAUCUCCGAUCAUUUCAUAACCAAAACCAACCAUUUACUUCACACUCUAUUUUCUUUACUCACAAUGGUGGUUCUUACUGAAAUUACAGAACAAUCUUCUUCUUCAACUACCUUAUCAACUUACGAUUAUGAUGUAUUUUUAAGCUUUAGAGGUGAGGAUACUCGCCAUAGUUUCACCGAUCAUCUUCUCAAAGCACUGCGUGAAGCCACCAUCGACACCUUCUUCGAUGAUGCAGAGAUCCAGAUCGGAGACUUUCUAAAACCGGAAUUGGAGAAGGCAAUCAAGUCAUCUAGGGCUUCUAUUAUCGUGCUGUCCAAGAAUUAUGCUUCUUCAACCUGGUGCCUGGAUGAACUGGCACUCAUCAUGGAGCAGAGAAGGACCUCCGGACAUAUUGUUUUUCCGAUCUUCUAUCAUGUUAAGCCUUCAGAUGUCAGGAAGCAACGAAACAGUUUUGGAGAUGCAAUGGCAGAGCAUAAACAGAGGAUGGAAACAGAGUUAAAUUCAGAGAAAAGAAGUGAAUGGGCUCACAAGAUAGAGAAAUGGAAGAAAGCCCUAACAGAAGUUGCUGAUAUGAAAGGGGAGGAAGCCAAUGACAGGCGAGAGACAAUACUUAUUGAAGGAAUUGUUAAAGAGAUAAGUAGCAGAUUAGAUCUAUACAAAAGGAGUGAAAUCCCACAUAUAAUUGGAAUGGAGUCUUCGAUAGGAAUGAUCACUUCAUUCUUGAAAGACAGAUCCCAACAAAGCACUAAAAUUCUCACAAUAUGGGGAAUGGCUGGGAUCGGAAAGACAUAUUUAGCAAACUAUGUCUUUCAGUUGCACUAUCUCGACUUUGAAAGAAGCUGCUUUCUUGAAGAUAUCGAAAGGAGGUGUACACAGCCAAAUGGAUUGCUUGAUUUACAAAAACAGCUCCUUAAAGAUAUUCAAGCAAGAAGUUGGAUGGACAUCGACAAUGUUAAUGCGGGAACCUUGAAGAUUGAGAAAUCGCUUUUAAGAAAAAGAAUUCUUCUUGUUCUUGAUGGAAUAAAUAAGUUUGAGCAGUUGGAUGUGUUAAUUGGGACAAAAGGUCUUCAUCCGGGAAGCAAAAUCAUAAUAACAUCUAAGAACGAAUCGUUAACAGAAAAAUGUAGGCUGUUUCAAACGCAAGUUCCACCAAAGCAUAUGAAGCACUGCCUGCAAGGCUUAGAUGAUGAGGAAUCUCUUCAGCUUUUAAGUAGGCAUGCCUUUGGAUGCAAUGAACCCAACAAAGGUGGCAAUAAGCAAUCAAUAAAGGUUGCUAAAUAUUGCCAAGGGCAUCCAUUGGCUCUUAAAGUUUUGGGCAGUUCUUUCCGUCGUGAAGACGCUACAUGGGAGGAUAUCUUAGAAUCACUGGGGAAAGAAAUUAAUCCAGAUAUUAAAAAGGUCCUGAAAAUUAGUUAUGAUACUUUGCCAUCUGAAAAAGACAAGGAACUGUUUAAAUACAUUGCUUGUUUAUUCGUUGGCGAAGAUAGAAAGUUCACUGAAGACAUACUAAAAGCUUGUGAUAUAGGCAAAUCAUCUGGGAUAAAGGUUCUUAUCAACAGAUGUCUUCUCACUUUAGAAUCAUCUGAUAAACUGACAAUGCAUCAACUUCUUCAAGACAUGGGGAAAGAUAUAGUUCAUCAAGAAUCACUGAAGAAGCCAUGGAAGCGUAGUAUAUUAUGGCACCAUGAGGAGUGUUUGGAUGUGUUGCAAAAUAGACAGGGAACAACAACAACUCAAGGACUGGCCCUUGACAUGAGAACAUUUGAGAAUGAAAUAUGGAAAGAACCAAGUAGUGCCAAUAUGCAAAUGUUUGGAUUUAGAUCAUAUCCAUCAUUCAGUUGUCUUUGGUGGUUAUUUGGUUGGGUUUCGGGAAUGUGUUCCUCAUCUCGUAAAACAAAAGGUGACUUUGAGACACUUGCUUUAAGUGAAAUGCGUAAUUUAAAACUACUCCAACUGAACUAUGUACAACUCAGUGGAUCCUACAAGAAUUUUCCUCAUGGUAUAAGAUGGUUAUGCAUGCAUGGAUUCCCUUUGAGUUAUAUUCCUUCAGACUUAGAAAUGGAGAAUUUGGUAGCUCUUGACUUGUCUAAUAGCAAACUACAACAGCUUUGGAAGAAGCCCAAGCUGCUGAGGUCACUGAAGUUUCUUAAUCUGAGUAGUUGUCAUGAGCUUCUUAGAGUGGGUCACUUCUCUGGGCUCCCUCUACUUGAAAGGUUGACACUCACAAGAUGUACAAGUCUACUUGAGGUCUGUGAGUCAAUUGGUAAUUACUGUCAAAAACUUGAAGUCAUUGACCUUAGUAAAUGCAAUAAGUUGAAGGAACUUCCAAGAAGCAUACGAAAGUUAAAGAACCUUACUCAUCUUCUAAUAGAUGGUUGUUCAAAUCUUGGUGAAUUUCCAGCUGACAGUGUUAACAUGAAGUCUCAUGGGUCUUCUUCCUCUACCGUGGUACCAAGAACUCCCGAGUCCUUUGCGAAUUCUUUACCAAGAUCACUAGUAACGUUGUCUCUUAAACAUUGUAAUUUGUAUAAUGAAUCAUUUCCUAUGGAUUUUAGUAACCUUCCAAUGUUGAAGAAUUUGUUUUUGGAUGGAAAUCCAAUGGAUUCCAUGCCCGAUUGUGUGAGAAGCCUUAGUAGGCUGGAGACACUCAGUUUUACUUGGUGUUGGAAGCUGAAAACAGUCUUGUGUGCUCCAAUCCAAUUAAAGCGGUUGGAUGUAUACUUUUGCAACUCAUUGGAGAAAAUAAAAUUUCAUCCAGAAAAGUCAGCUGUACCUAGAGUUUUUUAUCAGACAAGUUUUAACCUGACUGAGAUUCAGCACGUAUUCAAAAUACAAGCUUUAUCAGAAAUUGAUGAAGAGGUAUUAUGCAGUUUGGGUUGGAUUAAUAUAGCAUAUUUGAACCCCUGCUGGUUGUCGAAGGCCAAUGAUAUGGGAUUGUACUAUUUGGAACAAAGGAUACUUCCAGCACAGAUGCUUUAUGAACAUGGAAUAUUCAGCACAUAUGUUCAAGGGCAAGAGGUUCCAAAGUGGUUCACACAUAGAAGCAGUGGGUCAUUAUUUACCUUGCAAUCAUCUCCUGAAAAAGGUAAGAUUAAAGGGCUAAAUGUGUGCAUUGUGCAUACGAUUUCAGGCAAGGAAGUUGGUCCUUCAAGAAUCAAAAUAACGAAUCUCACAAAGAAGUCCUCCUGGACAUACCAGCCUAUGAUGUAUCUUUUUCCAUAUAAUAGCGCGUUUGGAUUUGGUGAUAAAGCGGUAGUAUGGUUAAGCCAUUGGAUGUUUGGGAAAAAUGAGUUUGAAGAUGGUGAUAAAGUUCGCAUUGACUUUAGUGUAAAACAUUAUAUGAGUUUGUCAGGUCUUAGGUAUGGUGGUGAAGGACCAGAAUAUGCAAAUGUAAGGGAGUAUGGUAUUAGCCCCGUGUAUGAUGAUGAUGAUGGUGGUGGUGGUGGAAAGCAGAAAGAGGAUCCAUUGGGUUAUUACAAGUCAUGGAAGCACAUCAUUGGUGGGGAUCUCUCUGCUUCUGAAGUCUCCCCAAGUCACUACCUUCUACAACCCUACCACAUUUGGUUUUUGAAACACAGGAUCCACCAAAGCAUAUGAAGCACUGGCUGCAAGGCUUAGAUGAUGAGGAAUCUCUUCAGCUUUUAAGUUGGCAUGCCUUUGGAUGCAAUGAACCCAA